CUGCCAUUCGUUGUCGACGCGCCCAUGCGGCUCAGAAGGAAUCGCAUGCACAAAAUGUAUGGUGGAGCAGGACGGAGAAACAAGAAUGCCCCUCACAAGCCCUCGAUGGGCUCAAGCAGCAUGCAGCAUGACGCGCAGGGGGUCCUUAAGAUAGAGUCCGUGUCGGAUGCGCGAGCCAUCGCCAGGGUCAUAGGGCUUUUUGACGAAGAGAGUUGCGGGCGCAGAAGGUGACCUGGGAGAUUAGACUGUUUGUUGUAUGCUCGCGUCUGAAGGGGGAAACUGAGAAGCAUGUGCAGCGAUCAUGGACGUUGCG
Schizophyllum commune H4-8 is the source of this 313-nucleotide messenger RNA. RefSeq lists its product as uncharacterized. Lineage: Eukaryota; Fungi; Basidiomycota; Agaricomycetes; Agaricales; Schizophyllaceae. The coding region runs from base 55 to 231 and encodes 58 amino acids. The record is from RefSeq and is a predicted model, not a curated record. The transcript has a single exon.